Molecule: messenger RNA, 1599 nt
Organism: Fopius arisanus
Lineage: Eukaryota; Metazoa; Arthropoda; Insecta; Hymenoptera; Braconidae
Product: odorant receptor 46a, isoform A-like
Exons: 6
Coding region: 205-1452 (415 amino acids)
Biological process (GO): detection of chemical stimulus involved in sensory perception of smell; sensory perception of smell
Cellular component (GO): plasma membrane
Molecular function (GO): olfactory receptor activity; odorant binding
Source: RefSeq, a predicted model, not a curated record
AUUACGAACAAAUUUUCCGUCAGAAUUUUAGCAACAGAGAAACAGAAUUCCAGUGGAACUUCCCCGGGGGUUCGCGUGUAAGACAUUAUCCCAUCGAUUACUUCCCUAAAGAAAACAUCUUGCCGUUUCCCUCAAGACAACCCCAUCCCCUGAAUUAUAAACGAAAGGCAUUACCAAGUGAACGAAAGGUAAACGUUUUCAUUUAUGAUUCAGGGGACUCUAGGUGGUUGGAACCCCCAGAGGACGAGUCUCCGUCAGUCGCUCCCUGUCCUUCCAGACAAUUCAAUCGAGAAAAACUCAACGGAAAUGACCACGAGAGCACUUUCCCCGAAUUUUCGAAUUUUCACGAGAUUCGGUGUUUGGCUGCCACCGGAAUGGUCAUCCGGUUGGAGAAGAAUACUGUACCAGACGUACGGCAUCUUCGUCGCUGUGAUGCUCUAUUCGAUGUUCAGCUUCCAAUUCAUCGGGGUAUUUGGAUCCAUCGGGAGGAUCAACGAUCUCGUCGAGUCCCUCUACACUUGUGCAACAGUUUUCAAUUUAGGAUGGAAGAUAUUCAAUCUGUUGAAGAAACGACGAGAAAUUGUCCAACUGCUGUUGCUCCUGGAGGCCGACAUCUGCCAGACGAAAAAUCCAGUGGAGGAGGAGAUCCAGAAGACCUGCAAUCAGCGAAUUUGGAACCGAACGAAAUUCCUGUGCGCCUACUUCGAGACGACGUGUGUCACGAUGAUAUUGACAUCGAUGGUGAAGAAUAUUCCGGAGCGAACUCUACCCUUGAAGGCGUGGGUUCCCUUCAGCUACGACGAUGGCCUCUACUGGCCUGUCUACCUGCACCAGGUAUUGGGGCUGAUAUACGUGGGGAUGAUCCACGCGUCCUACGACACCUUCAUCGUCGGUGUGAUGCUCACCCUCUGCAGUCAAUUAAAAAUCCUGCAGUACAGAAAUUCGGAGAUGUCCCUGUUGACCACGAAAUCCACAGUCGAUCGGAGUACCCUGGAGAAGGAAUUCGUCAUCAGCUCCAUAAAGCAUCACCAGCUCCUGCAACAGUUCGCUGAAUCCUUCAAUAAUAUCAUAGUGUACGUGAUAUUUAUCCAGUACUCGGUGAGCUCUUUCGUGAUCUGUGUAUCAGCUUACAAAUUAGUGAAUCUAGAAGUUGGUGAUCCUGAAUUCACAUUCGCUGUUCUGUACUGCUCCAGCAUGAUCAUCCAGACGUUUUUUUAUUGCUGGUACGGUAACGAAGUGAUCUUAGAGAGCGAGAACAUCGGCAAUUCUCUUUACACCUCCAAGUGGUACUCUCUGAAUGUUGGAACUGUCAGAGAUGUCACGAUGGUCAUCCACAAGAUGCAGUACUCCAUUAAAUUCUCGUGCAGUCGUCUGUGCAUUCUCUCGGUCGAGUCCUUCAAAAACCUCAUGAAAGUGACGUACAGUACAUUCAGCGUUUUAGCGAAAUCGUGAGAUGGAUUUUGGAGAUCACAACCGAUGGAAAUAGUUAUUCGAGAUCGAAGAAAGGAGUCGAGGAAUCCAGUCGGAAUGAUAUACAUCAUUUAAAACAGCAUUUUAGGAUGCAAUCUCUCGUACAAAGCUGUUAACAUCCUGACGAAC